GAGGUAUGAGGUUGCGGGUUCAAAAUUCAAUUGCAGCCUCGCGCAUGGACACUGGCAGGGCGUUAGAAUGACGCACGGCUGGACACAUAACCCCUUGGGCUGACACAGGUAAGCUAUUACAGACACUGCCUGCGCACCACCCAAGGGGUUAGUCAACGGGUUCUAUGUCGGAUUCUACCUACGGGGGUUGAACAAAGUCAUUGGGAGUUUCACAAGGAGAGCCGUACCCGCGCCGUCGAAGGAUCGGGAUCGAGGUCAUGAACAGCAGCAGCGUGAUGAUGAUGCGGGAGUUGGGGGGCGUCUUCUCCGGAUCAGGAUCUUCGCUGAGGGUGUGCAACGCCCGGGUAGGACCUGUGAUUCCGAUCAUCAGUGGAUUGGCGAAGAAGCCGCAGAGAGUGUGCACGUCAAUUAUGGCUUGGGCAGCGGUCCAUGUGGCAGCAACAAGGAGAAUGGUCCAUGUGGCAGUAAGCAGGAGAAUGGGAGGGCCUCAGCGGAGCAAUUUGCAAUUACUAUCUCGUGCCCAGAGGAGGUGCAGCAUCAGCAGACACGUGGCGACAGCUGCCGUGAUUUCCACGAUCGACAUUAAAGAGGGAGGAAGAGCAGCAGGAGUAUCAGGACCUGCAGCGGCAGGAGGAGGAGGAGGAGGAGGAGGAGGAUACCUGGGUGACGAGAUGCAAGCAAUUAGAGGCUUGACCAAGUGGCAGAAAUUGAGUGGGAGCAGGAGGAGUAGCGCUUGGCCGGCAGUCGUCGUCCCCGAAACCAGGAGAAUAUUAAGAUGGGGAGGAGGAUGGAUGGUGCUCUCUCGUCGCCGUCACGUUAUCGCUGGCUUUGCACCGGGAUCGGUUCCGGGUAUCGCUGAAGGUAAGGGGGAGGGCGAAGGGGGAGGAGGAGGAGGAGGUGUGGAAGGAGGAAGAAGUUGUGAUAAUGUGGUAGGUGGUAGCUGGGAAGAAGUCCUUGAGAAGACAGGAGGAGAAGGGCCAAUGGAUGCCAUGGCUCGUAAGAGGGCUCCUCGAAAGAGAGGACGUUAUCGUCUGGACGAGCUUUGUGUGGAGCGCUGUCCUCAAUAUAGCAGGACAAUUAUCCAAUCCUGGAUUCUGCAAGGGAAGGUACUCGUUGAUGGACGGCCUGCAACGAAGGCAGGGAUGCAAGUGACUGACUCGGCCAACAUCGAAAUCAUUGCUCAAGUUCCAAAAUAUGUGUGCAGAGCAGGUCUGAAGCUCGAAGCUGCACUACUCGAGCUGGGCGUUGAUGUGCAGGGCAAAGUGGUGCUGGACGCUGGGCUGUCUACAGGCGGGUUCACAGAUUGUCUUCUGAAGCACGGUGCGACCAGAGUCUAUGGGGUGGAUGUGGGCUAUGGCCAGGUGGCAGAGAAGAUCAGGACCGACUCACGAGUUGAGGUGAUGGAGCGAACAAAUUUGCGAUACCUUGAAGAGCUUCCCGAGCUGGUGGAUUUAGUCACACUCGAUUUGUCAUUCAUUUCAAUUUUGAAGGUUAUGCCAGCCGUGUGUGGGUUGAUGAAGCCUGACUCUGAGCUCGUGGUGCUGAUUAAACCCCAGUUUGAAGCACGGCGGGACCAGGUUGGCGGUGGAGGAAUUGUGAGGAGCACUAAGGUCCACGAUGAGGUGCUGGAACGCGUGAUCGCCGGAAUUACUGCCUACGGCUUCGAUUGCACGGGAAGGAUGACAUCACCUAUCAAGGGUGCGGAGGGAAAUGUUGAGUUUCUGUCGCACUUCAAGCGGGUUCUGCAAUUUAAGCAUGUUCUACAAACUUCCACUUCCUCUCCUGAAAAUAUUUCACAGCUGAGUUAGGCUAUUCAAAUGUCCGGCCUGAUGGAUGUCUGGGCUCUUUUCUUUUUCUUUUUUUUUUUUGACCAUUUCUCAAAACCUGGACUUCGUUUUCUGUAACGAAAAAAAAAACAGGGUUUACUUAAAAAAAAAAAAAAAAAACUGACUAAAAAUCGUGGAAAUCAUCGCCACAUUGUGGACAGCAGACUUAGUAUGCACUGUUCCUGGCUCGCGUCUAUUGGGAGCGAUGACGUCGUUCCGUACGUGUUUGAGCAUGGUGGCAGAGCAGAUCUCUGACGUAGGCCGAGGCCGUGUCUGAUCUGACGAUGAAUGUGACACUGAUGAUGGGGAGGAGGAGGAUGAAGUCGAUAAUGAAGGAGAAGGAAAGAA
Messenger RNA from Chara braunii, 2174 nucleotides. Lineage: Eukaryota; Viridiplantae; Streptophyta; Charophyceae; Charales; Characeae. The record is from the annotation of a GenBank genome assembly.